This is a messenger RNA of Papaver somniferum (opium poppy), 3385 nucleotides long. Its product is annotated as dynamin-2A-like. The coding region runs from base 219 to 2984 and encodes 921 amino acids. Gene Ontology annotation, cellular component: cytoplasm; membrane; microtubule. Lineage: Eukaryota; Viridiplantae; Streptophyta; Magnoliopsida; Ranunculales; Papaveraceae. The record is from RefSeq and is a predicted model, not a curated record. The transcript is spliced from 22 exons. Gene Ontology annotation, molecular function: microtubule binding; GTPase activity; GTP binding.
AGAGGUGUUUUGCCUUUGGUUUGGUACUACGUUUUUUUCAUUCAUUCCUCUUUCUCCUCCUCCAUUACUCUCUCUUCCUUGUCGAUCCAAACCAGAUCUUGUUUUCCUCUUGUUGCAUUCAUCAUCAAUCAACUCAGGAGAUUCUUCAUAUUUUUCCGAUCGAUUUUUUUUUCUUCCUUGUGGUUUGUUAAAUCUUCUCGUAGAUCCGAGCUGUAAAGAUGGAGGCGAUAGAAGAACUAAUGAAUCUCUCGGAUUCCAUGAAACAAGCGUCAGCACUUCUCGCUGAUGAAGAUGUUGAUGAAUCAUCUCCGUCAUCAUCUCGGCGAGCAUCUACGUUUCUCAACGUGGUUGCCCUUGGCAAUGUGGGUGCGGGUAAAUCAGCAGUAUUGAAUAGUUUAAUCGGGCAUCCAGUUUUGCCAACGGGUGAAAAUGGUGCAACUCGCGCCCCUAUCAGCAUUGAUCUACAAAGGGAUGGUUCACUUAGCACCAAAUCAAUUGUUUUACAGAUUGACAAUAAAUCUCAACAGGUUUCUGCAAGUGCACUCCGGCAUUCUUUGCAGGAUAGGCUGAGCAAGAGUGCUGCCAGCAAGGGACGUGUUGAUGAAAUAUAUUUGAAAAUUCGCACUAGUACAGCUCCUCCUUUAAAAUUGGUUGAUUUACCUGGACUGGAUCAACGGAUGAUGGACGAUGCAUUGGUCAGUGAUUACGCUGGGCAUAAUGAUGCAAUAUUGCUAGUUGUAAUUCCAGCUUCCCAGGCCCCAGAAAUUUCCUCAUCCAAAGCUCUGAGGUUGAUAAAAGAAUUUGAUUCAGAUGGUACCAGAACUGUCGGUGUCAUUAGUAAAAUAGAUCAAGCAUCUUCAGACCCGAAGGUCCUAGCUGCAGUUCAGGCUCUGCUAAAUAACCAGGGACCGAGAAAUACAUCUGACAUUCCUUGGGUGGCUUUGAUUGGGCAAUCUGUAUCUAUUGCAUCUGCCCAAUCAGGAUCUGUUGGCUCAGAGAACUCUCUUGAAACAGCUUGGCGAGCCGAGAGUGAAAGCCUUAAAUCUAUACUGACCGGUGCACCUCAAAGCAAACUUGGCAGAGUUGCUCUGGUAGAAACUCUUGCUGGGCAGAUCCGCAACCGCAUGAAAAUCAGGCUUCCGAACCUCCUCUCUGGUCUCCAAAGUAAGUCUCAAGUAGUUGAGGAUGAGCUAGUGAGGCUCGGAGAACAAAUGGUUGAUAGUCCUGAAGGUACAAGGGCGAUUGCGUUGGAGCUUUGCCGUGAAUUUGAAGACAGAUUUCUUCAACAUAUUGCUACUGGUGAGGGCGGCGGUUGGAAAGUUGUUGCCAGUUUUGAAGGAAACUUCCCUAAUAGGAUCAAGCAACUACCCCUGGACAGACAUUUUGACCUCAACAAUGUCAAAAGGAUUGUCCUGGAAGCUGAUGGUUAUCAACCAUAUCUUAUAUCUCCAGAGAAAGGGUUGAGAUCCUUGAUAAAAAUUGUGCUCGAACUAGCUAAAGAACCAUCACGUCUUUGUGUAGAUGAGGUGCAUCGUGUAUUAGUAGAUAUAGUUACUGCUGCUGCAAAUUCUACACCAGGACUUGGAAGAUAUCCUCCUUUUAAGAGAGAGGUUGUGGCCAUUGCAAGUAUUGCUUUAGAGAAUUUUAAGAAUGAAGCUAAAAAAAUGGUGGUUGCUCUAGUUGAUAUGGAACGUGCUUUUGUGCCUCCUCAACACUUUAUCCGCUUGGUUCAAAGAAGGAUGGACAGACAGCGCAGAGAGGAAGAGGUAAAAAACAAAUCAUCGAAAAAAGGGCAAGAUGCAGAACAAUCGCUACUGAACAGAGCAACAAGCCCUCAAACAGGAGUCCCCCCACCAACUGGGGGUAGCCUGAAAUCGAUGAAAGAUAAAUCUGGUCAGUCGGAGAAAGAUGCACCAGAGGGUUCAUCUGCUCUGAAGACUGCUGGACCUGAUGGGGAGAUAACAGCAGGCUUUUUGUUAAAGAAAAGUGGAAAGACCAAUGGCUGGAGCAGGCGGUGGUUUGUGUUGAAUGAGAAAAAUGGAAAGCUUGGAUACACCAAAAAGCAAGAGGAAAGGCAUUUUCGUGGGGUUAUUACUUUGGAGGAAUGUAAUGUUGAAGAGCUUUCAGAAGAAGAGGAGGCACCAUCUAAAAGCUCCAAGGAUAAAAAGUCAAAUGACUCGAGCAAAGGAUCAAAUUUAUUAUUUAAAAUAACUAGCAAGGUUCCAUACAAGACAGUUCUCAAAGCUCAUAGUGCUGUUGUAUUGAAGGCCGAGAGUAUGGCAGAUAAGAUUGAAUGGAUGAACAAGAUAAGAAACGCUACUUCUAAAGGAGUCAAGGGUAUUUCUGAAGCUGGCGUUCCUAUGCGACAAAGUCUUUCAGACGGUUCAUUGGAAUCAAUGGCUAGAAGACCUGCAGAUCCUGAAGAAGAGCUUAGGUGGAUGUCUCAGGAAGUACGUGGAUACGUGGAAGCAGUUUUGAAUAGUCUAGCUGCGAAUGUCCCCAAAGCAGUUGUUCUUUGUCAAGUUGAAAAAGCGAAGGAAGACAUGCUAACUCGGCUUUAUAGCUCCAUCAGUUCUCAAAGCAAUGCAAAGAUCGAAGAGCUGCUAAUGGAAGAUCAGAAUGUUAAGCGCAAGAGGGAACGCUAUCAGAAACAGUCUGAUCUCUUGUCAAAAUUCACACGCCAGCUAGGUAUCCAUGACAAUCGAGCCUCUGCUGCCUCUAGCUGGUCCAAUGGUAACAGUGGAGCAGAGAGUAGCCCGAGAACUACAGGUGCAGCAUCAGGAGAUGACUGGAAAUCAGCCUUUGACGCUGCAGCAAAUGGAGAACAUGGUUCAUUUGGGAGAUCAAACUCCAAUGGUCACAGCAGGCGCUACAGCGAUCCUGCCCAAAAUGAUGACUCAAACUCCGGAUCAAACUCUGCUAGUCGACGUACGCCAAACCGGUUGCCUCCCCCACCACCUGGUUCUUCAGGAUAUAGAUACUAGGAUAACUCACCAUUUGUUGACAGUUGAUCGUAUAUUAUAUUUUUGUACCCCAUUGUUCUAGGUGGAAAGUAUGGGGUGGGUGCGUCACGCUCGACGCGUCAUGAAUCCGAGCAAUUUGAUUGAUUAGAAGUCUUUCAUUUGAAGAAGAAGAGGAAAGGGUGGCUUUAUGGUGUAUAUAUUGAUUUGCACUUCCUAGUAUGGUCAUACUUGAAGUGUGUUACUGGUGGUAUACCUCUCUUUCCCUUAUAUAUCCCUACAUUUAGGUUUUUUUCUCUUUUUCUUUCGUGUCUCGCUUCCACUUAGUCGGCUGCCCAUAUGCAUUUCUUUUUACAGGUGUAUUGGUUUGUAUUGAUUCUUAUAAACUGAGUAAAAAAAAUUUUUUGGCUCGUCUCUUACCUUUC